AGACGGGUCCGUCGAAACUCAUGGAGGCACAAAAGAGUACAACAGUCUCUGAAAAGACUGCAGGAAAAUCCGCAAGUGAGCAGUCCACUCUUCCUGCUCCACCGUCCAUCUCAACGAUGAACGACGCUUCAACUUGUGAAACGGGAAAAUCCGCAAGUGAGCAGUCCACUCUUCCUGCUCCACCGUCCAUCUCAACGAUGAACGACGCUUCAACUUGUGAAACGGGUCCGUCGAAACUCAUGGGACAAAAGAGUACAACAGUCUCUGAAAAGACUGUAGGAAAAUCCGCAAGUGAGCAGUCCACUCUUCCUGCUCCACCGUCCAUCUCAACGAUGAACGACGCUUCAACUUGUGAAACGGGUCCGUCGAAACUCAUGGAGGCACAAAAGAGUACAACAGUCUCUGAAAAGACUGUAGGAAAAUCCGCAAGUGAGCAGUCCACUCUUCCUGCUCCACCGUCCAUCUCAACGAUGAACGACGCUUCAACUUGUGAACGGGUCCGUCGAAACUCAUGGAGGCACAAAAGAGUACUAACAGUCUCUGAAAAGACUGCAGGAAAAUCCGCAAGUGAGCAGUCCACUCUUCCUGCUCCACCGUCCAUCUCAACGAUGAACGACGCUUCAACCUGUAAGACGGGUCCGUCGAAACUCAUAGAGGCACAAAUAAUUAUGCCACCUCUACCAAUGAAAGUAACACGAAGCACAUCGACAAAUAAUGCAAUUGUGGCAAAGCCAGUAAAUGCUGGUGUGACAAAGCAAUAA
Molecule: messenger RNA, 761 nt
Organism: Cooperia oncophora
Lineage: Eukaryota; Metazoa; Nematoda; Chromadorea; Rhabditida; Trichostrongylidae
Source: the annotation of a GenBank genome assembly